AUGGCAGCCUCCUCCAGCGACCUGCAGGCUCUGCAGCUUGAGAAUCGGAACCUGCAGCAAAAGCUCGACUGGAAGCAGCUCAAGAUCAACCAGCUCGAGACGAAAGUUCGCGAUCUCCGCGACGGCGGCCUCGCCGCCAACCUCGAGCGCCUCGAGCGGUCGCUCUGCCGGCUGUCGCUGCAGAUGGAGCACGUGCAGCUCGUCAUCAAGAAGCCGGAGUGGUCGUUUCACACCUUUGCGAUGCCGGAGACCACCGCCUCCUCGGCGCACACCAUCUUUGUCCGGCCGCCCAGCGGGGAAAGGCUCGAGGUGACCAUCCCGCCGGGCAAGCUGCCGGGCGAGCUCUUUACCGUGAUGCUCAAGGACGAGGACGCGUUCCCGCCGGACUGGCCGUGGGACGAGGAAGAGGCAGACGAGGCGGCCCUCCGGAAGAAAGCCAAGGCAAAGGCCGAUGUCGAGCGGCGCAAGGAGCAGCGGCACGCCGCGGCCGCGGCGGCAGGCCGCGAGCCCGGCCAGCGUGGCAACCCAAACUGGGUCAAGAGCGACGCGCGGCCGGCACGGCCGGAGGGAGGAUCCUCCUCCUCCUCGACCUCGGCGGCCGCGAUCAGCCACCUGUGGGCGGUUACCGGGGUCGCGGUCAAGCUCGCGACGGGGUGA
Messenger RNA from Emiliania huxleyi CCMP1516, 657 nucleotides. RefSeq lists its product as hypothetical. The transcript is spliced from 2 exons. Bases 1 to 657 code for a protein of 218 amino acids. The record is from RefSeq and is a predicted model, not a curated record. Lineage: Eukaryota; Haptophyta; Isochrysidales; Noelaerhabdaceae.